Zootoca vivipara (common lizard) is the source of this 1580-nucleotide messenger RNA. It is a transcript of the gene HOXD10, whose product is annotated as homeobox D10. The record is from RefSeq and is a predicted model, not a curated record. Gene Ontology annotation, cellular component: nucleus. Lineage: Eukaryota; Metazoa; Chordata; Lepidosauria; Squamata; Lacertidae. Gene Ontology annotation, molecular function: RNA polymerase II cis-regulatory region sequence-specific DNA binding; DNA-binding transcription factor activity, RNA polymerase II-specific. Gene Ontology annotation, biological process: regulation of transcription by RNA polymerase II.
UCAAUUCAACUCAUUUCCUUGUUUUAAAUCAGCGCAGUGCGCCAAGGCUAUCUUUGCAAAAGGACAAAAAAAAAACCGGGGAAAAGGUUGCUACUAAUAUUGCUGCUGCCGCCGCCGCUGGUGCUCCCUCGCUUGGAGGAACGCGCGCACUUUCUCCUCGACUUUCUAGAUGUCGCUGUUGACCACCUUUGCGCCGCAGCCCGGAGUGUCCCGCGGAGCACGUGACCGGCGGGGAGGUAGCGGCUCAAGGCCAUUUUCAAAUCUCAUUGGCUUAGCUGUCAUGUGGUUGUGCAGAGGCAUCCACAAUUACACAGGGAAUGUUUUCGUAGAGAUGUCAGCCUACAAAGGACACAAUCUCUCUUCUUCAAAUUCCUCCCCAAAAUGUCCUUUCCCAACAGCUCUCCUGCCGCCAACACUUUCCUAGUCGAUUCCUUGAUCAGUGCCUGCAGGAGCGAUAGUUUCUAUUCCAACAGCGCCAGUAUGUACAUGCCACCUAGCACAGACAUUGGGACUUAUGGGAUGCAAACCUGUGGACUUCUACCGUCUCUGGCCAAGAGAGAAGUCAACCAUCAAAAUAUGGGUAUGAAUGUACACCCUUAUAUACCUCAAGUAGACAACUGGACUGAUCCGAACAGGUCCUGCCGAAUUGAGCAACCUGUUACUCAGCAGGUCCCCACCUGCUCCUUCACGACAAAUAUUAAGGAAGAAACCAAUUGCUGCAUGUAUUCUGAUAAGCGCUCCAAGCUGGUGUCUUCGUCCGACGUCCCUUCUUACCAGAGGCUGGUCUCUGACUCGUGCUCCAUUGAAAACCCCGAGGUCCCCGUCCCAGGAUAUUUCAGGCUGAGCCAGACCUACGCCACUGGGAAAACCCAAGAGUACCAUAACAGCCCCGAAACGAGUUCAACUGUCAUGUUGCAGUUAAACCCUCGCGGCGCUUCCAAACCGCAGAUCGCUUCGCAACUUCCGAUGGAGAAGAAAAUGAAUGAAAAUCCCAACAGCGGCAGCGCCUCCGCCGCCACCAACACCACCACCACCAGCAGCAGCCACCAUUCAGACAACUCUGCCAAAGUCUCUCAAGUGGAAAGUCCCGAGUCUAAGUCCACGCUGCAAGACGACAGGAGCUGCCUGGCUGAAGCCUCCGUUUCCAGCCCAGAAACCCAAGAGAAGGAAAGCAAAGAGGAAAUCAAGUCUGAUACUCCAACCAGCAAUUGGUUAACUGCAAAGAGUGGCAGAAAGAAGAGGUGCCCAUAUACUAAACAUCAAACACUGGAAUUAGAGAAAGAGUUCUUGUUCAAUAUGUAUCUCACUCGAGAGCGCCGCCUAGAGAUCAGUAAGAGCGUAAACCUCACUGACAGGCAGGUCAAGAUAUGGUUUCAAAACCGCAGAAUGAAGCUCAAGAAGAUGAGCAGAGAGAACAGGAUCCGAGAACUGACCGCCAAUCUGACCUUCUCAUAAACCGGUUCAACUGGGGGCUUGAAAGGAUUGAGACCUGGGCUCAGUUACCACCAGUUGGUAUAUAUAAAUAUAUAUAUAUAUAAUAAAUAUAUAUAUGUAGGAAAGACUUUGGGGGGGGCAGAGAC